UAGAGUGGCGGCUGGGAAAGUAGUACUCGCUCUUAUGGCGGUGUUGUCAGCAGUGGUGGUGAAUCAUGUAGCAAAGAUCAUCUCUGCAUCAGGGAUGUUGAAGCACGUGUAUAACCACGUGCCGGGCACAUGUCGGCUUGUUCCCGGGGUAGAGCAGGGUUCAGAAGACAUCGCACUGACCUCGUCUGGACUGGCGUUCAUAUCGUCAGGUAUACUGCCGCCUGGCUUCAUUCUGGACCCUGUCUACUUCUCCUUUCAACAGAGAAUUCUUGUGUUUGACUUUAAGAACCCCACCAAGGGAGCCAAGGAAGUUCAGAUCGUUCCCCAGAGCGUUAAAGAAGACUUCAUGCCGCACGGUCUUAGCGUUUACGAAGACAAGUCGGGACAAGUUCGGCUCUUUGUCGUGAACCAUGGCAAAGGUUACAAAGACAGAGUGGAGAUCUUUCGAUUCGACUCCGACUCAAACAGCCUGCAUCACAUCGAGUCUGUCAAGCACCCACUUCCGUACAGCCUGAAUGACAUUGUGGCCACGGGACCUGAUAGUUUUUACGCCACCAAUGACAAGUACAGCACUGGUUUAUACAGCAAGAUGGCGGAGACUUGGCUUCUACUCCCGUGGUCCAAUGUUGUCUACUACAGCGGCGGGGAGGCAAUCAUCGUGGCCGACGGCUUACUGUACGCUAACGGUGUCAACCUCUCGCCCGACGGCAAGCUCGUUUAUGUUGCAAACCCCACCGCUGCGGCGGUGACCGUAUAUCACCGACAUGACGACAACACUCUACUGUUCAGCCAUGACAUAAUACUACACACAGGUGUUGAUAAUAUCUGUGUGGACCCUGCCAACGGGGAUCUGUGGGUAGGGGCUAUCCCUAGACCAAUCGAUUUUUCCGUACACAUGCAAAACGCGUCCCAUCCGUGCGGCUCCCAGGUGCUGCGGAUAGAGAACCCGGCGGGGGAGAACUCCAGUAUCACCGAGAUGUUCUCUGACGACGGACGUGCCGGGUUAUGGGGGUCAAGCGUGGGAUGUUAUCACAACAAGCAGCUACUGAUCGGCACGGUUAACCACAGACUCAUGCACUGUACAGUUGACGUGCCUCUGUAGAUCUAGAGUAGCCUGAUUAUAUCCCAGAGUGAACCACUAUGUCACAAUUUGUCUCAAGAAACAUUUCAAGUUUGAAGAAAUAUUAUAACAUUGCAUUGAAAACUUGUAUUGUCAAGAUACAAAAUGCCUCAAGGUUUUGUGUCCGAUAGUUUCUUUUGCGUUGUUAAUUACUACCGUAAUGUAACACUUGUUCACCUUUAUCCGCGGGGGUAACCUAUAUCCGUUAUUCCUAUAGAAUGGUAUUUGA
Molecule: messenger RNA, 1349 nt
Organism: Branchiostoma floridae (Florida lancelet)
Lineage: Eukaryota; Metazoa; Chordata; Leptocardii; Amphioxiformes; Branchiostomatidae
Product: serum paraoxonase/arylesterase 2-like
Exons: 1
Coding region: 35-1102 (355 amino acids)
Molecular function (GO): arylesterase activity
Source: RefSeq, a predicted model, not a curated record